GCCGCUACUUACUACUACCGCCGCCGCCGCCGCUGCUGCUGCAACCACCACCACCACCACCUCAUCUCGCCCCUCCUCCUCUCUCCCUCCCUCCCGCCCGCCCGCCCCCCGAACCCACGACAGCUUGCCCGCCACACGCCGCCCACCAUGGCCACGCUCAACACGUCCAGCAACGGCCCCAACAUCACAAAGAGCUACCAGAACGUCGUCAAUUCCCCCGCGCCCUCCGGCCCCCAGGCAAGCUCGCCGACAUACGGUCAAUGGGCCGUCUUCACAGUCGCCGCCCCGCUCGUCAGCGCCUUCCAGCACGACAGCGGCAAGGAGAGCGUGCUCAAGGUGCAGAGCACUGGAGAGGGUGAAUUGACCGACCUCGUCGACGAGUUUUCAGAGGGCCGCAUCCAGUUUGCCUUUGUCAAGGUCAAGGACCCAAACACAUCGCUGCCCAAGAACGUCCUGAUAGCAUGGUGUGGCCAGGGCGUCCCAGAGCGAACAAAGGGCUACUUCGGCAGCCAUCUGACCGUCGUCUCAAAACUUCUGCAUGGAUACCACGUCCAAGUCACCGCCCGCACCGAGGACGACCUCAGCCCGGAGAAGAUUGUGCAAAAGGUCGCAGAUGCCUCAGGCGCCAAGUACUCGGGCGGUGGAGCCAUUCCUUCGUCAGGCGGCCCACCUCCUCCGGUUGCGAAGAAGCCUGUAUUCACACCCACAUCAAUAGGAGGCGCCGGCACUGGCUUCAACCCGCUGGGACGCUCGCGCGCCCCUGCUCCAAAGGCCAAUGAAGACGCAGACGGCUGGGGCGCCGAUGCCCCGCCUGUCUCCAGGUCGCAGCUGGAGAAGGUUGGCACCGCCUACACGCCCACCAAGGUCAACAUGGCCGAACUCACUGCUGGCAAGAACGAUUCCACAUCGAAUGACCGUCCCGAAGUCGUCAAGGGUGCAUACCAGCCAGUUGGCAAGGUCGACAUUGCGGCUAUCCGAGCCCAGGCACGCGAUGCCAAAGACGACCGGCCCACUGUGGUCAAGGGCGCGUACGAGCCUGUCGGCAAAGUGGACAUUGCAGCUAUCCGUGCAAAGGCCCAAGCUGCUCCUCCAUCUGCGCCAUCUGGCAACGACGACGAAGAGGAGCAGCCAAAGUCACUCGCCGAACGGUCAGCAGCUUUCGGCGCCAAGCCCGAACGCCUUACCAGCAUGCCCAAGCCAAAGGUUGCCAACAAGUUUGCCGGUGCCAGCACAUUCACCGGCACCAAGGCCCCUACACCUGGCGGCUUCGGUGCUAAGCCUCCGGUGCCCGCGCCUCUAGUUGGCGCGGCAAGCAAGACGUUUGCUGAUGAGGGAGGAAAGACACCUGCACAGAUUUGGGCCGAGAAGAAGGCAGCCCGGGGCGAAGCCGUCCCAGCGCCUGUUGUCGAUGCCGCAAGUCGUACCAAGCCCCUUCAAAGCCAGCCGAGCGGAGGCGGCGGCUGGCAGAGCGGCUACUCUGGCAAGUCUUGGGCACCUGUGCAGACUACCCGAACAGGACAGUCUGCAAGCGGCGGCCUUAGUGAACAGCGCACAGGUGGUUCGCCGCCACCGCAAGAAGAGCCUCCCUCGCCUGCGUCUGGUGGUGGUGGUGUCAGCUCCCUCAAGGACCGCUUCGCGGGCGCUGUACCAAUGGGAGCACCAAGCUCACGCCCUGCUCCUGAGCUAUCGGCUUCUAGCCCACCACCUCUCGACAACUCGAGCAAGCCCAACGCAGGCAUAAGGGGUAUUCCCAUGCCUGGCCUGCCCACCCGACCAAAGGAGCCCGAGCCAGAAGCAGACGAGGUUCCUGCAACCCAGCACCAGCGUAUGCCCUCGCCUCCAGCAGUGCCUCGCAGCCCAUCACCAGAGCCUUCUGGAUCCCCCGUGCGCAUUGCCAUGCCUGUUGCUCGUGGAAAGGAGCCGGAAGAGCUGGCUCCUGCUGCAGAAAAGGCACCGGCCAUGCCUGCUCGCUCGCUCGAGCAUGCCGCCCACCAGGCCCGCGACGUUUCUCCAGAACCCAAGGUGGAGGCCAAGGAUCCUGCCCGCGGAGCUGGAGUUGCUGUUGCAGCCGCCACCUUUGGUGCCGCCGCCGUAGGUGGUGCCGCUGUGGCCGCUGCUGUUGCUUCUGGUCACGAUGACGACGAGCACGCAGCUGCAGGAGGCUCUGGAAAGCGUGCAGUCAUCCUGUACGACUACGAAAAGGCCGAAGACAAUGAAGUCGAACUCCGUGACGGCGAGUACGUCACCGACAUCGACAUGGUCGACGAGGAUUGGUGGAUGGGCACCAACGCACAGGGCGAGCGCGGUCUCUUCCCCGCCAACUACGUCGAACUGGUGGAGGAUGACAAUGCCGGUGCCCCAGCCGCACCACCGCUGCCCACGCAUCCCUCGGCAGCCCAAGAGCCAGAGCCCGCCGCCGCGCCAUCACACGCUGCUGCCAGUUCUGGCCCUACUGCAACCGCUCUAUAUGAUUACGAUGCUGCAGAGGACAACGAACUGAGCUUCCCUGAAGGAGCCACCAUCACUGGAUUGGAAUUCCCCGACGAGGAUUGGUGGCUCGGCAGCUUCAACGGCCAGUCAGGUCUCUUCCCUGCCAACUACGUCGAGCUCAACGAGUAGAAUUGCGCGGAAAAUAGAAACUAGCCUCCAUGGGCAAUUCUCUGGGCCUCAACGGCACACAGUUUGCUCCAUGUCGAUGAGCUUGAUCACAAGAAAAGUAUAGGUAUUUUAGCCGCAAGUAACAGUAUCAAUUUCGAUCACCCAAUUGCCUGGGUCGGAUUUUGUGGUUCGUGAAAACUGUUGGGCCAUUGUCACUUGUGCAAAUGAACUGAGGUUCCAAAAGCUGCAACCGUGGCACUGGAGAUGUAUUUCAACUGAUACACAAUUAGAAAUGACGCGCAGCUGUGUUGCUCAAGUAUCAACGUCCCAGUAUGUCAUUUCCAACAUGCUCAUUGGUGCCGCAAAUGUGUAAUUAAAC
Messenger RNA from Exserohilum turcica Et28A, 2977 nucleotides. RefSeq lists its product as uncharacterized. The record is from RefSeq and is a predicted model, not a curated record. The transcript is spliced from 5 exons. Gene Ontology annotation, cellular component: actin filament; plasma membrane; cortical actin cytoskeleton. Gene Ontology annotation, molecular function: actin filament binding. The coding region runs from base 148 to 2619 and encodes 823 amino acids. NCBI's taxonomy places the organism in Eukaryota, Fungi, Ascomycota, Dothideomycetes, Pleosporales, Pleosporaceae. Gene Ontology annotation, biological process: regulation of actin filament polymerization.